AAAUUAGCAAACAAGCAAAAUUCACUGAGUUCAGUCAACUCUGCUGAAAUUCUGGCUUAAAGUAGAAAAUGUAAUGCGAAAUUAAUCGACCACAACUAAAGAUUUUAUCUGAGCGCUCAACUGUUAUCAUCGCAGUCGCCUCACAAGGGGGAAGUCACGCAACCGCUGACUCGUCACUAUUGAACCCGCCGCAUUUUGAAUUGCGCUCCCGUCCACUCGGUCAAAUUCCAAAUUUUUGACGCAAUGUCUGUUAGACAGUUUAGGACGCUUUGUGGCCAGUCGCACCUCUCCCGGCUGGGCCGAGAAACGAUCCCGACAGCCCAAAAUCGAACGAUUCCAGCAGUUAUCCACCGAAAAGUGUGUUCAUGCGGAGUUCAGAUUAGUCGAUUCCGUCAGCUUCCAAUAGUAGGCACCGUUGCUUUCAUAGCCAUCGCGAAAUCCUCGAGGGUCGAGAACCGCAGCAAAAUGACCGAGGAAGUGAGCCUGGACCUGACCUUGCAGAAUGCAGACCAGCUGUUUGACGAGAAUCACUACCAAGAAGUGAUCGAUGUGCUGUCUAAGUACUCGGACCAAGACUCAGCCGAGAUUCAGUGGCGUAAAGCGCGUGCCUACUAUUCCCUCUCUAAAAGCGCCAAGGAAAAAUCCGAACGUGAGAAACUCAUUCGUCAAUCAUAUGAACUAAUUCAGCAAGCUCUAGAGAAAGACGAUAAGAACUUCGCCAUACACAAAUGGAUGGCAAUCGUCAUGGACGCCAACGCUGAAUUGGAUGGCAUCAAGGCAAGAGUUUCGCAACUCGAACUAAUGAAAAAUCAUAUCAGUCGAUCAUUGGAGUUGAACCCAGACGAUCCAACAACCUGGCAUUUGCUAGGCGCAUUUGAAUUCGCUCUAGCGGAAUUGCCAUGGAUUCAAAGGAAGAUUGUUUCAGCCAUCUUUGCUACACCUCCAACUGGCACAUAUGAGAAGGCCCUUGAAUGCUUCGAAAAAGCCGAAAGCAUUAAACCCGGCUUUUACUCAUCGAAUUGGCUUAUGGCAGGAAAAUGCUAUCUAGCACUUGAGAAAAAGAAGGAAGCAAAAGAAUUUCUGGAGAAAGCGGCAAAUUGUCGUGUUUUGAAUGAAGAUGACAAGAAAAGUAAGGAGGAAGCUACUCAAUUGCUGAAGAAGAUUUAAGGGGGGUCUUUGACUGGGCAACGACAUCAAAAUAAUAGAAUUCCAAACAUUUUCAAUUUUCUUCUGAAAGUGACAAUAUUUUUUCUUUCGAAAAUGCUUCAUUAAUUAAUGUUUAACGUUUUUGUAAAUAAAAUUCUCCUUGAAAAACAAGAAUAAAUGGAAUUAUCCAAAUAAA
Molecule: messenger RNA, 1342 nt
Organism: Hermetia illucens (black soldier fly)
Lineage: Eukaryota; Metazoa; Arthropoda; Insecta; Diptera; Stratiomyidae
Product: regulator of microtubule dynamics protein 1-like
Exons: 4
Coding region: 244-1167 (307 amino acids)
Cellular component (GO): mitotic spindle pole; cytoplasm; spindle microtubule
Molecular function (GO): microtubule binding
Source: RefSeq, a predicted model, not a curated record